Messenger RNA from Stylonychia lemnae, 762 nucleotides. The record is from the annotation of a GenBank genome assembly. Lineage: Eukaryota; Ciliophora; Spirotrichea; Sporadotrichida; Oxytrichidae.
AUGUCUAAACCGCCCAUAAGAAGCGAGAAUAGAGUAGUAGGAAAAGCUCCUUAGAUAUCUAACAGACUCUAAGAAGCUCCAAAACCAUUGAGAAAUGCUUCAACUAAUAGACUGAAUCAAAUGAAAACUACAGGAAUUAUUGAAGAGAUUAAGGAUAAGCCAAAAGUUGGGUUUACUGAAAAGCCAUCGGACAGAUUUAAGAAAAUAAAGGCAGCUGAUCCAUUCUCUGGAGGUAAAAAGCAUAAGACUAAUUUUGGCUAUGUUUAUAGCUCUGGAGGAGUGCCUAUCAGAAUAAAUCAUGGCUCAGUAGUCAACAAAAUUCAGUGGGAUACUGACCCAAGUUAACUUGAUUAUGAUCCAUUACUAAUCAACUGCUUUGAAGGAUUAUUGGAAACUGAGCAUCCCUAUGCUUUAUGUGCUAAUAGUGGUCUUCAAGAAAUGUUAUCAUCGCAUGGAGCUGCAGAGAAGACAAUUCCAGUUGUUUAAAAACUGAUAAUGCCUCUAAGAAAUGCUUUUAUGUCUUCUGAUAAAGAAAUUUGGAAUAAGGGACUAGAAGCCCUGAGAAAACUUUCACAGACUGUUGGACAUCAUUUGACUCCUCAUAUUCACAUUCUUUUGGCAUAACUUAAUAAGAAAAUGGCUAAUAAACCCAUGAGGGAAAAGAUUAUGGGAGUGCUGAAUACCAUUGAAGAACAAGGAGGUAAAGAGGCACUUGAUGUACUAAGAUCUAAAAUUCCAACUUAUACUUCAAUUUACACAUGA